Jaculus jaculus (lesser Egyptian jerboa) is the source of this 6397-nucleotide messenger RNA. RefSeq names its product zinc finger protein 654 (gene Znf654). Gene Ontology annotation, biological process: regulation of transcription by RNA polymerase II. Gene Ontology annotation, cellular component: nucleus. Gene Ontology annotation, molecular function: DNA binding; DNA-binding transcription factor activity, RNA polymerase II-specific. Bases 32 to 3388 code for a protein of 1118 amino acids. The record is from RefSeq and is a predicted model, not a curated record. The transcript has 9 exons. Lineage: Eukaryota; Metazoa; Chordata; Mammalia; Rodentia; Dipodidae.
GGCUGGGUACGCGCUGGGCGGCGAGAGCCUCAUGGCGGAGGAAGAGAGCGAUCAAGAGGCCGAGCGCCUGGGAGAAGAGCUCGUGGCCAUUGUGGAGUCCCCUCCCGGCCCCGUGGGGCUCAGAGCUCCGGGCGACGGCCGAGGCGGCGCCGGCGGCGGCAGCUGCGGUGGCGGCGCCGGGAUCAGCAGCCGGGAUUACUGCCGACGCUUCUGUCAGGUGGUGGAAGACUAUGCUGGGAGAUGGCAGGUUCCUCUACCACAGCUUCAGGUUCUGCAGACAGCACUUUGUUGUUUCACGUCAGCCAGCGCAUCCUUUCCCGAUGAAUGUGAGCACGUGCAGUAUGUUUUGAGUAGUCUUGCUGUGAGUUUCUUUGAGUUGCUGCUGUUCUUUGGAAGAGAUGAAUUUUACGAAGAGCCCUUAAAGGAUAUUCUUGGUUCAUUCCAGGAAUGCCAGAAUCACCUCCGCAGAUAUGGAAAUGUGAAUCUGGAACUGGUGACUCGAAUCAUUAGAGAUGGUGGCCCAUGGGAAGAUCCAGUGCUGCAAGCUGUUCUUAAAGCCCAGCCCACGUCUCAGGAGAUAGUGAAUAAAUAUUUAAGUUCUGAAAAUCCACUGUUUUUUGAACUACGUGCCAGAUAUCUAAUUGCUUGUGAACGCAUACCAGAAGCAAUGGCUCUUAUUAAAUCUUGUAUAAAUCACCCAGAAAUCAGUAAAGAUUUGUACUUCCAUCAAGCUCUCUUCACAUGUCUGUUUAUGUCACCUGUAGAAGAUCAGCUUUUCCAAGAGCAUUUAUUGAAAACUGAUUGUAAGAGUGGAAUUGACAUCAUCUGUAACACUGAAAAAGAAGGCAAGACAACUCUUGCCUUACAACUUUGUGAGUCCUUUCUGAUUCCACAACUCCAGAAUGGGGACAUGUACUACAUAUGGGAAUUGAUUUUCAUAUGGAGUAAACUACAGCUUAAAUCCAACCCUUCAAAACAGGAUUUUGUAGACCAAUGUUACCAGCUUUUAAGAACAGCAACUAAUGUGAGAGUCAUAUUUCCUUUCAUGAAAAUCAUUAAAGAUGAGGUUGAAGAAGAAGGCUUGCAAAUUUGUGUUGAAAUAUGUGGUUGUGCUCUGCAACUGGACCUUCAUAAUGAUCCUAAAACAAAAUGUCUGAUUUACAAAACAAUUGCACAUUUUCUGCCAAAUGAUUUAGAAAUUCUCAGGAUUUGUGCACUCUCGGUCUUUUUUCUUGAGCGUUCCUUAGAAGCUUACCAUACUGUUGAGGAGCUUUACAAACGGCCAGAUGAAGAAUACAAUGAAGGCAUCAGUAGUGUUCAAAAUCGGGUUCGUUUUGAGUUACUUCCAAUUUUGAAAAAGGGAUUGUUUUUUGAUCCUGAAUUUUGGAACUUUGUAAUGAUUAAAAAAAACUGUGUGGCAUUACUGAGUGAUAAAUCAGCAGUAAAAUUUCUAAACGAGAAUACACUGGAAAAUUCUACAGUUAAUCGAAAGACAGUGAAACGGCAAAGUUUAGAUGAAGGUCUUGAUGCUCGCCCAGGUCACAACACUAAAGAGACUGAGCCCGAGAGGUCUAGGGUGCACCCUAAAGGUCCUGUUAAUACAAAGAAAAACUUUACUGGUCUUAAUACUUCCAAAGUAGAUCACAAUGUCCCCAGGCACCGGUGCAUGUUAUGUAACAAAGAAUUCCUUGGUGGUCACAUUGUAAGGCAUGCCCAGGCUCAUCAGAAGAAAGGCAGUUUUUCAUGUGUCAUAUGUGGUAGAAAAUUUAGAAACAGAGGACUUAUGCAGAAGCAUUUAAAGAAUCAUGUUAAGAAGAUACAGAGACAGCAGAUUGCUACAGUACGUCAGGAUAGUCAGGAAAUCAUUGCUUUGGAAGACAGAAAAUGUUCCAGUUCUUCCAUUUCACUUAUAAAUGGGAAUUCUGGUAAUAAGGAUUUAGAAACAGAGACACUGACUGCUUCCAGUGAUGGAAACAAAGAAGCUAUCCCUGAGCACAUGGAUAAAUUGGUUGAAAUUCCUGCUGGUAUACCAGAGGAUGCUGUUCCAAACAUUACUGAAAAUGGCAUACCUGAUGCUUCUUUAAAUAAUGUCUUCAAACCUUUACCUCAGUGUGUAGAUGACUAUGAGGAGGAAGAAAAUGAAGAAGGUGAUUAUGAGGUCGAUUAUGACCUGAAUCAAGAAGGCUCAGUGCUUCAUAAAAUCAAUGGAACUGUGUGCCAUCCAAAAGAUGUGUAUGCGACAGAUCAAGAAGGAAACUUCAAGUGCCCUGCUCUUGGCUGUGUCAGGAUAUUUAAAAGAAUUGGAUUUCUAAAUAUACAUGCAAGGACUGUACAUCCAACUGAUUUAAAUGUGAGACAAACAGUUAUGAAGUGGAGUAAAGGAAAAUGCAAAUUUUGCCAAAGGCAGUUUGAAGAUUCUCAGCAUUUCAUAGAUCACCUUAAUAGACAUAGUUACCCCAAUGUAUACUUCUGUUUGCAUUUUAAUUGCAACGAGUCCUUUAAGCUGCCAUUCCAGCUUGCCCAACAUACAAAAAGUCAUAGGGUAUUUCAAGCUCAGUGUAGUUUUCCAGAAUGCCACGAGCUUUUUCAAGAUCUCCCUCUGUUGUAUGAGCAUGAAGCCCAGCACUACUUAAGUAAAACACCAGAGUCAUCUGCACAACCAAGUGAAGCAAUUCUUCUGGAUGUUUGCGCAGACUCAAAUCCUAAUCACCAGGAAGUUAACUCAUCUAGCAGUGAGAAACAAACGAUGAAUCUACCAGUUUCUACUAGCAAGUCAAGGAAAGAUUCUACAGAACCAAAGACAUGUAUAGAAACUAUGGAAAAGAAAACAGACAGUUUAGUUCAGAAUGGAAAUGACCAUUCAAGUAUAAGCUUGAUAGACCAAAAGAUGCCUGACACAGAGCCAAAUAGCUACCGCAAGAGUGGUUUAGUCAAUGGACACAGUGAGAUAGAGCAGAUACCUUUAGCUUCCUCAGAUCCUGCUCUGAAAACUGAUACAAACAGCAUCAGAACAGAAAAUGGUUCUAUUUUACCCAGUGUUGUCCCACAAGAACACAAUGUCCUGCCAAUAUCUCAGGCAUCAUCCAAACCAAAUCAUACAAGUGAACAAACUUCAUAUGGCUUAAUUUUAACAAAGCCUUAUGUCAGACCAUUGCCUCCUAGUUACCUUGAUGAACGGUACCUUAGUAUGCCAAAACGCAGAAAAUUUCUGUCUGAUAAAGUAGAUGCCUGUUCUGAUCAAGAUAACAUUUAUAAAAAACCAGCAAAAAGAUUAAGAUGUGGUAAAUGCCUGACCACCUACUGUAAUGCAGAAGCACUUGAGGCUCACCUUGCACAAAAGAAAUGUCAGACACUCUUUGGAUUUGAUUCAGAUGACGAAAGUGCCUGAUAAAAGUGUCUCAGAAAGACCUGUUGAUCAAGCAGUAGUGUGAAAAAAGCACUACAAGAAGAUGCAUCAUCAGUUUGCUAUUUCCUUGAUGGCCUUAAUUUUAGAGUGGUCUCGGAUUACUAAAGAUAAAGACAAAGCACAUUUUCGGGAAUGAACUUGCAGAGAUGUGCUGGCUUAGACUCCAAAAGGGUUAUUACAAAACUCCCAAAGUACCAGUUAUCCAAGAAACCACAUUUUUUUAAAAUAAGUUUCUGGUGAUAAAUAGCAGCAUGUCCAGUUUUGCCUGUGUGAAAACAUGCUCGGGCAGCUGUCAGAAAUGACAACCAGCUAUGGCCUUACUGAAAGGGAAAAGCUAACCCAUUAUAAAAUAGGAGGUGGAAGGGGAGCUGGUUUACAAUAAACACUAAAGCAUACUGAAAAUGGGAUUUAUUUUCUUGUCAUGCAUAAUCAGAUCAUGUCCUUCUUUCUGGUCAAAUGUGUUUUAAGGAACCAUUGCUCUUUCAUUUGUGAUAUAAUUUAGAAGCUGAUACAUAGAAAUAAAGCUUGAUCUGUCACCAUGUUAUCUAUUAAAGGUUGUAACUUCUUUUCAGAUGAUUAGAGAGGUCAUAGUUCAGUGAAUGGCAUGCCAACAUUGAAAAUUACAACUGCUUUGCUAAUAAGCUCUUGAUAGCACCUUCAACUUAACACUUUCAUAAAGCAAGUCUAUAUAUUUAAAAGGCAGCAGUGUUAAAUAGAAAGUAGUGUCAGUAACUUUGGGAGCCAUGUAGGAAUCUAAGACCAAUACUGGCUAUGUAGUUGAAGGAAAACACUGAAUUGCAAAUUCUUCAAUGUGAAUAAUGGUAAAAGCACACUGGGAUAUUUCUAUUUGUAUAUAGUGUGAGGACAUUUGCUGGUUGAUUCACAGUAAGGUCCUUUGGGCACUAGUGUGAGUUAUCUAAGUACAGUCCUGUGAAAACAAUUGGCUUAAAAGUAUGUCAGCUAAGAAUCAGGUUGAGAGUUCAUUUUAUUCAGUUAGGAGAGUUAAUUCCAAUGUAAGCCAUACUACUCAUGUAUUUUAUUCAUUAGUGAUGAAUCUGGUCCAAAUAGUAAUUUUUAUAUUUAAGGAAGUAUUUAUGCCAAAAUUUGCACAGCAGGAACAUAAUAAGAGAUAUAUUAAUUUCUUAUUUUCCUUGUAAUCAGUAAUUUUCCUAAGGAAGAUUUUUAACUUAUUAAAUUAUUAAAACAAUAAAUGUUUUACAAAUAUUCUUUUAAAGUAUAUUCUGGAUGUUUCCCACCUGUCUUAUUAUUGAAAUGAAGAUGCUAAAAGGACACCUUCACCUAAUAAUUGUUCAUUAAUUCAAAGUGGGAUAAAAUAAAAAGCACAAAGGCAAAUUAUUUUAAAAGAAUGUCAAUCAAAUAUUCCAGUAAUUCCAAAUGAUAGUUUUGUUAGAAGCAGAUAAUCUCAUCAGACUUCUACUAUUAUAAAUUGUAGGAUCAUUGGAGCUUCUUGAAUGCAGUUAGGAGAAUGGGACAUUUCCAGGGUGGCAUCCAGAUUUUUUGAAAUUAUGAUUUCCAUAUCAUGCUGUAUCAGAUGAUCUAAAAAUAGUCCCAACUUUAUUAUUAAUCAUGGGCAUUCAGUACUAUGCAAUGAUGGUCAUAAGUCCAUUCCAAUCACAUCUAAGUUUGUUUGUGUUUUGUUAUGUAGCCUACAUUAGGCUGUGAAAUUUACAUGUAGAUAAUAAGUACAACUCAUAAUCAGGUUUUCAAAUCCUCUUAAGGUCAACGCUAACAGAGUGUUUUCCAUACUUCCUGAUACUAAAAGUGUAAUAAUGGACUUUUAUUUCAGUUCAUUUUAAAAGUUCAUCUUGUAAUAAAAAAAGUAUAUUUGGAAACUGGCUCGUUCGACAGUGACUUUUUUUGAACAAUACUUUCUGCUUUUGUAUGUUUUCCACAGCAUCAUCUUACCAUAUGUUAAUUUUUUACAAGUUGUAGCCACUGACAAGUCUUAAGUUCACAGUAUUACAUUUUCAUGAAUUUUGAAGUUUAUGCUAGAAUGUUUUAAACAUAUUACACCUGUUAUUUGUCACUAAGCUUAAUUUGAGGUUUUUAUCUCUACUUUUGUGUUGCCAUGAGAAAAUUUUCUGAAACAUCAAAUCGGUUUAUAUUUAAUGAAAUCAAGUAAUGUCAUAUAAAAUUCUAUUUGACCACAUUCUAACCUCUUUAUUUAUCUACUCCAAUAAGGAUUAUUGAAAGAGUGUGUAUAUUUUAUUAUGCCUGUCUUUUAAAAUAUAAGCCUAUGUCAUGUUGCUUUUUUAGGUGUUUAAAUUACACAUUUAGGGAUUCAGAAGAAAGGAAGCUUUCUUCUUACACAACCUUUUCCUUUUUACUUCUUUUCUACUUCUAUUUUGAGGAUACAUGGACCAAGUUUAAAGUCUUACUUUCUAAAUUAAAAAAAUUCCUUCAAAAAAUGAAAUACUAAAUUUCUGCUAUGUGUCAGUGAGGUCAAGAAAAAAAGCAAAUCUGAAUUUUUGCUGCUUAGACAUAGAAGACAGAAAAGUGGAAUCUCUGUGGACAAGGACACUGGUACUUUGGGCUCUAGCCAUACUCAUUUUUUAAAAAACCAUCAAUUAUGAAUAAUUUAUAUUAUUGAACUUGUGAUUCUUUUCAAAUCACUGAAGGUUCAGCUGUGCUUUCAUGUUUGGUUUAGUAACUAUUGUAUGAAUGAAAAACUUAAAAGGGAUGAUAGUGUUUAUUUUCUAAUUUAUUUGGUACUGUAAAACACCUUUUCAGAAUGAGUAAAUGCUGCAUAUGCAUUUUGGAAUUGUUCAUAUGUGAAAGAUAAUACAGAUUCAGCAAGAAAGGAAAUUUGUGCUUCCUUGUUGAAUAUUAAAUUAUUUUAUUGUGCAUUUUAUAAAAGUACAAAUUACAACUGAGCCAUUGAACUGCAAUAAAUCAACAAUAGUGUCUCAUUUCAGAAAAUUUUUGUAUUGUACAUAGAUUUGUUCAAUAAAACAUUGUCCUUGUUGGUAA